UUUGCCUCAAUGAUAGUUUCCCACAAAUCCUCAGUCCCGGAGCUUCAGAGACCCAGUCAAGCCAGCUCUCCUCUCAUAGUGGCUCUCCCCCCAGGAGGAUGAAGGUCUUUGUGUCUGCCCUCUCCCUUCUCCUCCUCAUCACACUCACCACCACUCUCGGGUCCAAGACUGAACCCUCCUCACGAGGACCCUACCAUCCUGCCAAGUGUUGCUUCAACUUUAUCACCCAUGCAGUGCCAUGGAGCCGGAUUACAGAUUAUUAUAAGACCAGCAGUCAGUGUUCCAAGGCUGGAAUUGUCUUCAUCACCAAAAAGGGUCAUUCAAUCUGUGCCAACCCCCGUGAUGACUGGGUCCAGGACUACUUCAAGAACCUGGAGGAGUAGUGAAUGACCCAGAGGUAGCUGAGAAGGGUACAACUGAGAAUCUAAACUUAAAUGAAUAAUUUUUAAAAAGUUAAAUCCCUGGUCCUACUCUUAACUCAUAGCCCCUGCCACCCCAAGGGAUUAAAGAUUAAAUUAAAGAUCAUUCAUGCCUA
Erinaceus europaeus (western European hedgehog) is the source of this 535-nucleotide messenger RNA. Its product is annotated as C-C motif chemokine 14. The transcript is spliced from 3 exons. The record is from RefSeq and is a predicted model, not a curated record. Gene Ontology annotation, cellular component: extracellular region. Lineage: Eukaryota; Metazoa; Chordata; Mammalia; Eulipotyphla; Erinaceidae. Gene Ontology annotation, biological process: neutrophil chemotaxis; lymphocyte chemotaxis; monocyte chemotaxis. The coding region runs from base 99 to 383 and encodes 94 amino acids. Gene Ontology annotation, molecular function: chemokine activity; CCR chemokine receptor binding.